GAAGUCAGUCCCKGCAAAGAGCUGUUCUCUCAGUGCACAAAAUAGAUCUGUCCUUGACCACCUCAGUGGGGAACCAUUCCAAGAAUACCUAAACAGCAUGUACUUCGACAGGUUUCUGCAGUGGAAGUGGCUGGAAAGGCAACCAGUAACGAAAAACACGUUCAGGCAGUACAGGGUACUAGGGAAAGGUGGCUUUGGGGAGGUCUGCGCCUGCCAAGUCCGAGCAACAGGGAAGAUGUAUGCCUGCAAAAGAUUAGAGAAGAAGAGAAUAAAAAAGAGGAAAGGCGAAUCCAUGGCACUAAAUGAAAAGCAGAUUUUGGAAAAAGUCAAUAGCCAGUUCGUAGUCAAUUUAGCCUAUGCCUAUGAAACAAAGGAUGCACUGUGCUUAGUUCUGACCAUAAUGAAUGGAGGUGACUUGAAGUUUCAUAUCUACAACAUGGGAAACCCAGGCUUUGAGGAAGAACGAGCUUUGUUUUAUGCAGCAGAGAUCCUUUGUGGCUUAGAAGACCUACACAGAGAAAACACUGUGUACAGAGAUUUGAAGCCGGAAAAUAUCCUGCUGGAUGAUUAUGGUCACAUUAGAAUAUCAGAUUUGGGUCUAGCUGUUAAAAUUCCUGAGGGCGAAUCAAUCCGCGGAAGGGUAGGAACAGUUGGGUAUAUGGCCCCAGAAGUGUUGAACAACCAGAGAUACACACUGAGCCCGGACUACUGGGGGCUAGGCUGUCUCAUCUAUGAAAUGAUUGCUGGGCAAUCACCAUUUCGUGGAAGGAAGGAGAAGGUGAAGAGGGAAGAGGUGGACAGGAGAGUGCUGGAGACGGAAGAAGUGUAUUCCCAUAAGUUUUCUGAGGAGGCCAAGUCCAUCUGUAAAAUGCUCCUCACCAAGGAUGCGAAGCAGCGGCUGGGGUGUCAAGGGGAAGGUGCAGCAGAGGUGAAGAGACACCCCUUUUUCAAGAGCAUGAAUUUCAAGCGGUUAGAAGCAGGAAUGCUGGAUCCUCCCUUUGUCCCUGAUCCCAGAGCAGUAUAUUGCAAGGACGUGUUAGACAUCGAGCAAUUCUCCACAGUGAAAGGAGUAAACCUGGACCAAACAGAUGAUGAUUUCUAUUCCAAGUUUUCCACAGGAUCAGUCUCUAUUCCAUGGCAAAAUGAGAUGAUAGAAACAGAAUGUUUCAAAGAACUAAAUGUGUUUGGACCAAAUGGUACUAUUUCACCAGACCUAAAUAAAAGCUACCCCCCAGAGCCACCCAAGAAAGGAUUGCUGCAGAGAAUAUUUAAACGACAGCAUCAGAACAAUUCAAAGAGUUCUUCAAAUUCAAAGGCCAAUUUAAAUCACCACAUAAAUUCAAACCAUGUAAGUUCAAACUCCACUGGAAGCAGCUAGUUCCAACUGGGUUUUAUGAAACAACACAUUGCAUCCUUCCUCUAUGGAGCUUCUACGGAAGAGUGAGCAUCCACCGUUGAGUGGAAAGAAGAAAAAACAAAAAGGAUCUCCCUAAAAUGGAGAUUUUCUAUCCAUCCCUUCCAGUGGAGCCUCACAUUUUAAGAAGACAUUUCCACUCAGGUCUGUUUUUGGAGGUGGCACUCAAGACUGUGUGAAUCAAAUUUGUCUAUUUAGAACAUUGCAAUAGAAAUUCAAUGAACAUGACUACUUGCACGUAUUUAAAUAGCAUCAUGCUAGAACUGAAUUUUGUCUUUAUUAUUUUUAAAGGAAAGUUUUGUAAAUUUCUCUAUUGUCUCAGUUUACAUUUUGUACAUUUGUAUUUAAAUGAAAGUCAGACUUUGGAGGUGUAUAUUUUCCAAGCAGCAGCUGUAAAGCCAUGUGUUUUAAGGCAUUUUUUUAAAAGAAAAAGAAAUGUGACUCAAGACUUCCAGAGCCUCAAAUGAGAAAUUGUUCUUUUUAGCAAAUCUAGAAAAAUAUUCAUAUUCCACUUUACCAGACUGGGUUUUAUUGACAUGCAUUUUUAUGGAACAGUUUAUUCUUAAUUAAUUUACAUCUGUAUAUUUGGUUUACAGCAACACUGCAUACAUUUCUCCAUUAAUUUGUAAUGUCUCGCAUUAAAUGUUAAAAGAUACUGAUAAGGCUUUGAUGCAUUCAAGAAUACUACUUGCUAUGCCUAAGGUGUKUGAUGUUGUGGGACCAGCACAGCUGAGAUUUGCACUUACUUAUGUUGUUAGACCAUCACAAAUUGGUUUGGUUUGAAAGGGAACCCUGUUUUAAGCCCUUUUCCUUCAUUUUUUGUUUUGUUUUGUUUUUGCUGUUUCCAAUGAGAGAAAGAACAAAAUUGUUUGAGAGGUGACAAGGAAGGCAGGUGACCAUUUGUUUUCAAGGACUUGAAACUUGCACCCAUUGAAUUAAGAGCAAAAUUCGAAGUGAUGUCAGUGUUACAGUCAGAAGUUCAAGAAAUUUCCACUGUUGCUUCUAUGUAACAGGUAGCAAGAGAGAAAUUCAAUAGUCUGUUUUGUUCUGACCAUGAGAUUCAUGUCAGUUUUCUAGAGCUGUGCUAUGGAGGCUCCGAAUGGGAUCUGACCUGCUUAUGUCUCAUCGCAUCUACUUUUAUUUUACCCGYCUCCAUUUGUGAGCAGCAGUAGAACCUGUAGGUUGUGUCUGCACUUAGGGUUCUUUUAUGUGUUAAGUGUCAUGUAGAACACACCAUGGCUCAUCCCCUCAAUUAAGUACUCAACUUAAUUGAAUAAAAUGUCAAAUAUGAAAUAAUAGCUCCCACUUUUGGCUCUGUCAUUUGCUGUAGAGGAUCSUGUAACCAAUAUGGAAAAUAUUCUUCCCACUAGUACAAAUAUGAUCAGUCAGAUUCAGGCACCAGAAAUAYGUUCUUCUGAAGCAGACUAGUAUCUGUUAUUAAGAGUGCCAGAUCAGAUAUAAAAUAUCAUUGCUUCCCUUCAAGUUGAAUUGCAAGAACCGUGUCCCCGAAGUGCAGACCAUGUCUACAUAGUCCAUGUUCUGUAAAACAGGGUAUUUCAACAUGCUCUUUACAAUGUUGCCUAGACUGGACUGAUCAUUUUACACUUUGGGGUCAACAAGGAACAUCUGAUGGUCAUCCUGGUGUGUCUGACAAAGAGAGCAGCUCUCCUUGGCCAUGAGGAAGCACUGUUCCAGCAAAAGUCUGUGUAGACAGAAUUCCUUAGACAAAAUGUCCAUAGAUAUGUUCUCUCUGGCCAGUGCAGAAAGGAAGAUGUGGGUUAGUAGUGUCAAAGCUGUGAUUGAGAAAGUGGUGUGAACUCUUGAAACAGCUCUAGGCAUGUGGGAGGGAAAUAGAACAGGGUUGGAACCGGCAUAAAGCAGAAGACUAAGAAGGGAAACAGGGCACCUCGAUCAGAAGCAAAGAGUGUGAGGAAGAAAGCAUUCAUCAUUCCAGAAGCUUCCAGAUUCCCUGCUCACUGGUAGACAUGCAGAAAAGCUCUGCAAACGUGCGAGAAUGUCACCAGGAAUACAUUCCCCUUCCUCCUGCAGGAAAUCCCUGUGCCCAGUGCAGAUGGUGCUGAGCCGCUCUCCGAUGCCUCAGCUGAUGGCAUUGCAGGUCUUAGGCAAGGUGCAAGAUUGUAGGGAGACAGGAAGAGAGGAACAUUUUGAAUAAUUUUCUCCCUGGACCAGCUAUAAACUAUAAUAGUUUCUGAAGAGAAAUGAAAUAUCACAGCAUAUGCCUAUAUGCAUAUGUCUGUAGAGGCCCAUAUCCUCUGGAUCUGUUCUUGUAGCCUGAAGUAAAGCAACAAGACCCCAAUAGUCAUUUCAGCAUGCUUUGGAUAAGGACAUAUUGCUCUGGGAGG
Nothoprocta perdicaria is the source of this 3777-nucleotide messenger RNA. RefSeq names its product G protein-coupled receptor kinase 5 (gene GRK5). Gene Ontology annotation, biological process: signal transduction; protein phosphorylation; regulation of signal transduction. The transcript is spliced from 12 exons. The coding region runs from base 98 to 1378 and encodes 426 amino acids. The record is from RefSeq and is a predicted model, not a curated record. Lineage: Eukaryota; Metazoa; Chordata; Aves; Tinamiformes; Tinamidae. Gene Ontology annotation, molecular function: G protein-coupled receptor kinase activity; ATP binding. Gene Ontology annotation, cellular component: cytoplasm.